AUGCUGUGGGCUCAGAGGAAGAAAAGGAAGACAACCUUAGAAGACAAGUCUCCAGAAUCCUGCCGAGCAAAUGGCAGCUGGAUCAAAUCUCACUUUAGCCGCCUUUCGGAAGAGAGGUUGCCCACCCACUGCUACGGCAGCAACGAUGGCCCCUCACAUGAAAAUAGGCAUGGGGAGGCCAACACCACCAUCCACAUGGAGACCCUCACCUCCACACAUGGAGAAGGGGGCAAGGCUCUGCACCGAGAAGCCUUUAACAGCAAACAGAAGGUAUCUGGGACCUCGGUGACCAAAGAGACCCAAAGGGAAUCAGGAAAGUCCCCAUCCAUGGAGGAUGCCGCAUGGGCUGCAGUGACUGCUUGCGCCAAGGAGAUCGAUACCAAGGGGCAUUACCUGGCGAAUUCAAUGCUGCAACGCGCCAGGACUUACCAGCAUGUAGGCCAUGUGGAAUCCAGGGACAUCAGCCCAGAAGAGCUGAAGGCUCUGGAGGAGGUGGAGAUAAAGCUGAAAGGGAAUUUCCUCACUCAUCGGGAAACCACCAUAGCUGGUUCCAACCAAACACACAGUGUCCAUAGUCACUCCAGCCACCAGAGCCACCAGGGUCAUCCAGGUCACUCCAGCCACCAGAGCCAUAGUCUGCCCAACCGCAGCCACCAAAUCUAUGACUCUUGAAGCCACUUAACAAUGUGCCCCAUCCCCCAGCAGGGCUGGCUCACAUACACAGGCCUGUUUUCUCUUCUAUGGGGAAACAUACAUGGUCCAGGGUGAGAGACUGCCACCCAAAUCCCUACUUCUGGCCCCAGCUGGCAUCAUGAGGGAAGAAGGGAGGCAGCUACAGCAGCCAGAGGGCCCUGAAGACCCAUGAGAGAAGACAUGAGGCAGAUCACAGGAGCAGCCACGAGCCCCGCACUGACUCCACAUGCCUGA
Molecule: messenger RNA, 927 nt
Organism: Onychomys torridus (southern grasshopper mouse)
Lineage: Eukaryota; Metazoa; Chordata; Mammalia; Rodentia; Cricetidae
Gene: C1H10orf62
Product: chromosome 1 C10orf62 homolog
Exons: 2
Coding region: 1-672 (223 amino acids)
Source: RefSeq, a predicted model, not a curated record